AUGGUCGCGCUAUUCACUGUAGGCGUAGCAGCAAUCAGCUGUUCCCAGCUUCACCACUCUUGCACCCACCACCCUCCCCUCCCUUUCCCUCCUCUCCUCCUCUAUAUCUGUGUCACAUUCUCCCUCUCCUCCUUCCUUCAGCUUCAAAGGAGCACCGUCGAUGCGUCGCCGGAGGCCACUGUCGGGGGAGGUGCAACCAGCAACGACCUCUCCGUUUUCGCCGGAGGCGGCCCUAAGUUCGAGGACUUCCUGGGCGGCUCCUCCGUUACGUCGGUCACAUCUGCAGUACCCACGCCGCCUGCUUCUCAGUUCUCCGCCGACAACGUAUUCGGUUCUGAGCUCAAAACCAUAACCGCCGGGUUCCUCCCCGGCUUGGCCGCCGCUGAACGAGCUGAGCCGCAAAAACAGGCGCUGGCUCUAACCGUGCCGUCCUCUAAGAAGACUGCGGACACCUUCGGCCAACGCACCUCCAUCUACCGCGGCGUCACCCGGCAUAGAUGGACGGGAAGAUACGAAGCACAUCUAUGGGAUAAUAGUUGCAGAAGAGAAGGUCAAAGCAGGAAAGGAAGGCAAGUUUAUUUGGGUGGCUACGAUAAGGAAGAGAAAGCAGCCAGGGCUUAUGAUCUUGCCGCUCUCAAAUAUUGGGGUCCGACCACCACCACCAACUUUCCAAUUUCCAACUAUGAGAAGGAACUGGAAGAGAUGAAGAAAAUGACAAGACAGGAAUUUGUUGCUUCGCUACGAAGGAAGAGUAGUGGUUUUUCUAGAGGAGCAUCAAUAUACAGAGGAGUGACAAGGCACCACCAGCAUGGGCGAUGGCAAGCAAGAAUCGGCAGAGUUGCCGGAAAUAAAGACCUUUAUCUCGGCACUUUUAGUACUCAAGAAGAAGCUGCUGAAGCAUACGAUAUAGCAGCCAUAAAAUUUAGAGGGCUGAGUGCAGUGACCAACUUUGACAUGAGCCGAUACGACGUCAAGAGCAUAGCCAACAGCAGUCUUCCAGUUGGAGGAUUCUCAUCCAAACCCAAGAACUCAUCAGAUUCUUCUGCAUCAGACAGCAAAAGCAACGAUGGAGGUAGUCGAUCGACAGAUAACAUCGACCGGGAUCCAUCCUCCACCUCAUCGGCAACCUUUGCCUCCCAACCCUCGACCUCCAACCUCAGCUUCGCCGUACCCAUCAUCAAACAAGAUCCGACCACUGAUUACUGGUCCAACAUCUUCGGUUACCAGAACCCUUCAUCUUUCAAAAACAUUCCAAACGGUGUUACCAUGGCCUCUCCUUUGCAAAACUACAACAAUAAUAGCAGCUCACCGGUACCGUUCAGCUUGGAGUUGCAGAGAAAUAACAAUGCAUUUAUGAAUGAGGGUGUGGUUGUUCAGAACAUUCAUCAGCAACAAAGUGGAAGCAGCAAUAAUAAUAACAGCAGUAGUAGUGCUGGAACAGUGCAUUCGAGUUCAAGUUCAGGGAUCCCAUUGGCCACGCCCAUAGGUUUAAAUAGUAAUGGUGGUUAUGAGAGUUCUUCUGAAUAUGGAAACUGGAGCAUAGGGCCUGGUGGGUUGCACACAUUCCAAACACAUGCAAAAGGAAGUCUCUAUCAAACGCCAAUAUUUGGGAUGGAAUGAAAAUGAAUGAGAUCGAAGAAAGGGGAUGAGAAUCUGUGCAUAAUGAUGAAAGGGAAGUAGCAAGUGGGUGGUGUUUUUAAUAAUUCUCCAGACCCCAAAGCUUUGCUCCUGACACGGUGUACUACUAACUCCAAAAGAAAGUUGUUUUUGCUUAGGCUUAGAUUUUUCUUUUCUUCUUUCGUUUUCGCCCUUCUGCUCAUUGUCCUCCUUGUUCACUCACAUAACUUAGCUGGGGAUGAUGGGAAAGGAAUGUUUUUUUUUAAUGUAAUCCUUGGAUCUCUCUCGCUGUAUUUUGCUUCUUGAAAGAUAAAACGUUGUUGUCUUGUAAUCUUGUC
Molecule: messenger RNA, 1955 nt
Organism: Neltuma alba
Lineage: Eukaryota; Viridiplantae; Streptophyta; Magnoliopsida; Fabales; Fabaceae
Product: AP2-like ethylene-responsive transcription factor AIL5
Exons: 9
Coding region: 1-1620 (539 amino acids)
Biological process (GO): regulation of DNA-templated transcription
Molecular function (GO): DNA binding; DNA-binding transcription factor activity
Source: RefSeq, a predicted model, not a curated record